CCUCCAGGACAAGCCACUUCCCCUGAGCGGGGACUUAGCAGGGAUCGGUCACAGGGACGGCUCCUGACUUUGCGGGAACCGUCGCAGCGGAUGAUGGCUCGUGGAGAGGGCGGGGGUGGGGGUGGGGGGAAGAGCCGCCACUUCCCGGCCGCGGACGCACUCGGCUCAAGCCGCAGGGGGCGGGGCCGGAGGCUGCAGAAUUCCCCUCGUGAGCCGCUGCGGGAUCGAACCCGGUGGGAAGAGCUCGGGAUUCCCCGGGGCGGGGCGGGGCGGGGCUCGUGCCGUCACCGCCGCGCUGCGUCACGGGCGGCCCGUGGCGGAAGCGCGAGGGCGAUGGCGGCGGGGUACCAGCACCGGCCCAACGGCGGCGGCGGCGCCCCCCUGCCCGACCCCACCUUCCUGUGGAACGUCUUCCAGAGAGUUGAUAAAGACAGGAGUGGAAUUAUAUCUGAUAAUGAACUUCAGCAGGCAUUAUCCAAUGGCACGUGGACUCCAUUUAAUCCAGCAACAGUCAGGUCAAUUCUUGGGAUGUUUGACAGAGAAAACAAAGGUGGUGUGAACUUCAAUGAAUUCACGGGAGUCUGGAAGUACAUCACAGACUGGCAGAACGUCUUUCGAACGUAUGACAGAGACAAUUCUGGAAUGAUUGACAAAAAUGAACUAAAGCAGGCACUAACAGGUUUUGGUUACCGACUGUCUGAUCAAUUCUACGAUAUCCUUAUUCGGAAAUUUGACAGACAAGGAAGAGGACAAGUUGCUUUUGAUGACUUUAUUCAGUGCUGUGUUGUUUUACAGAGGCUGACUGAUGUGUUCCGACGAUAUGAUACUGAUCAAGAUGGCUGGAUCCAGGUGUCCUAUGAGCAGUAUCUUUCCAUGGUCUUCAGCAUUGUAUGACACUGAUAACUAGGAAUUGCACACUGGCAUUACACAGACUGGAGUUGCCAAAUCAUCCUGUACUGAAUAUGAUUAUCGAUGUAUUAUAAUGGAUGUAACUUCGCGUUCUUAAAUUUUGUAUGUUGGUCAUCACCUUCAGAAUCUGUACUUGAGUUGGUUUUUAUUUUGUAUCAUUGUACGAUAUGACCAUCUCUGCUUACUGUAGUACAGAAAGCACAGAAUCUAGAUUUAACUGGUGCGAUGUCAAACUUAAUCUAUUUCACAUAUCCUGCAUGGGAAAAAUGACUCUUUAGAAAUGCCAAAUUAAAAUAAUGCUUGUUAGUUUAUAAAAGAGUUGGAAGUCAGAAGUUGCACAACAUGUUUUGCAUGUGCCUUACUUUUAUAAGAGUUUAAUGUAUUAAUUUUUAAUACAGAAUUUAAAAUUAAGUAAAAAUAUUAAAUCAA
Molecule: messenger RNA, 1338 nt
Organism: Pseudopipra pipra
Lineage: Eukaryota; Metazoa; Chordata; Aves; Passeriformes; Pipridae
Gene: PDCD6
Product: programmed cell death 6
Exons: 6
Coding region: 91-894 (267 amino acids)
Molecular function (GO): calcium ion binding
Source: RefSeq, a predicted model, not a curated record